CUGUGUGUGUGUAUGAGUCCAACAGAGAGAUUGUCAAAGGCAGUAUUGGUUCAGCCCCGGAAACAGGAAUAUUUUAUAUCUGACUCUCUCUGGGUUGAGUUAUUCUUUUCUUCUCUCUCGGUUCCCGAUUGUUAGAAGGGGAAUAAUAAAACAGGCAGCGAGAGAGAGAGAGGAGGGAGGAUGUUGUGUUGGGGGGAGUUGGGCUCAGCGAGCGGACAGAAUCCUUGCUCUCAGUCAGAGGAGAUUCUCAAAGGAGAGAGGGUUCAUCAUGUUUGCAGCCGGGAAGGAGUCACUGUGUUUGUGUUGAAAAACGGAAAAGUUUACACCAAAGCCCGCGGACGGAAGCGAAAAUCAAAAUCGGGAAGUUUUGUUCACUUCAAAGAGCAGAAAAUCCACUUUGCCGACAGUGGGUCAUCCCACAUCCUGUUCCUUUCCAAGACCGGAAGUCUUUAUUAUAGUGAAGUAAACUCAAAGCAACUUGAAGCUCAGGCAAAGGAGUUCUCCAUACUGAAACCACAGUUACUUAAGGGUUUGAAUGACAGAAAUGUCAUUCAAGUGGCCUGUGGAAACAAUCACUCACUGGCAUUGACCAAAGACGGUCAACUCUUUGCCUGGGGACAGAACACUUAUGGCCAGCUCGGUCUUGGUACAACAGAUGCCUCCCAGCACAAUCAUCAGCGUGUGAUAUCCCUCAUUGGGAUGCCAGUGGCACAGAUCACUGCAGGAGGAGAACACAGCUUCGCCCUGUCUCUCUCUGGGGCGGUGUUUGGAUGGGGAAGAAAUAAUCACGGACAGCUGGGACUCAAGGACACAGAGGAUAGACAUAAGCCUAGCCACGUAAAGCUGUUGGAUUGUAAGAAGGUUGUCCAUGUCGCUUGUGGAGAAGAGCACACUGCUGUUCUGACAAAGGAUGGGCUUGUUUUCACCUUUGGAGCGGGGUGUUAUGGGCAACUUGGACACAACUCUACAGAGGAUGAGACUAAACCUCAUCUGGUCGGUUACCAGAUAUUUGGAAAGAAAGUUUCUCAAAUAGCUUGUGGAAGUUACCACACACUUGUCUUCGUUCAAUCAUCUGGGAAGAUCUAUUCCUUUGGUCGUGGAGACAAAGGGCAACUUGGAAAUAGAGAAACCAAAGAUCAGCUAGUGCCUCUUCUCGUCAACAUAAUGGAUAUAGUCAACAAGAAUGGAAAUGGAAAUGAUCAUGAAACAAAGUCAGUUGUGAGAAGAAUAUUUGCAGGAGGAAACCAAAGCUUUGCAGAGUGUGAUCGUGCAGUGGAUUUGGUGUCCUCUACUGACCAAUCUGCCCUCUCCACACUCAGUGCUUUCAGGCGAAUCAUGACAGUGGACAAUUUACUGGAGCAGGAAUUGAACAAAAACAAGAGAAAGGCAAUCGUUCGGGCAUUUUCUUCUCCUCAAGUUCUGUGUGGAAGUUUCCUGGAUGUCAGCAAGAAUGGCCAUUUCAAAACGAACGGAGAGACGUCUGGCCUGGAUUUGUCUGCAGUAUAUCAGGGCUUCAUGAAUUUGGCAAAAAACUCCUUAACUUUGCAGGUGAAGAAUGCAGUUGAGAAUAACCUGAUCCCAUCGUUACCUCGAUCUCCGACUUGUGUGGAAACAUUGCGAGUUUACAUUAUAAUACCAGAACUUGUUGCUGUUCUAGGAGAGUCAGGGUACUCAGCAAUGCUGCUGGAAUCUUUAAACAGAUCCAUUCUCUCACUUGAAGAAAGUUAUUUUAAAAUUCUUGAAUGCUGGUGGUGUACAAUGCCUUAUAAUUUCUUCAUGCGCCUUGUGAGGAUGUAUCAGAAAGAAUCACAUCACCUUCUUCAACUCACAAUGAAAGGCACCUCACCAUGCAAUCCCCAACUACACAAUUCAUUGAAAAUCUUACAAACACUUUACAAGGUAAACUUGAACAGAGAUGCAAAGAUUCUUGAGGGAAAUUUCUACAUUCCUGUCAUGCAGGUGUUGAAGUGCUCUUUAACAUUAAUGAAUGGCUUUAAUGUUCCACAAAUUCACCUUCAAUCCUACUUCACAGCACUUCGCAUGGUUGCACAGCAAUUAAAGCCAUAUCCUUGCAUCUUUGAUUUGGAAACAAAACUUGCAUUAUUGAAUCUGGAAUGCAGAAUACUUCAAAAUAACCAGAUCUUUCAACCACUACAGCUCCAGAUUUCAAGGGCAUCAAUUUUUCAGGACGCGCUGCAAGGCUUAAAGACUCAAUCAGCUGCUUAUUUUACAACAAUUCAGGUCAGGUUUAAUGGUGAACCAUGUUAUGGCCAUGGGGUAUCUCAGGAGUUCUUCACCCUCUUUACUCAAGAACUGUAUAGCAAUGGACGGCUAUUCAAACCCAAGAAAUGUUCUAAGCUACUUUGGUUCCCUAAGUGGUUACAGGAACCAGAAAUGGAUGAAGCAUUUUAUUUGGUGGGAAUUCUCUGCCGAUUUGCUGUAUCCAAUGGUUUUAUUUGUAAUUUUCACUUCCCAUUGGCUUUGUACAAAAAGCUGCUCAAUGUGCCACCAACAUUGGACGAUCUGAAGGAACUUUCACCUACACUGGGAAAAUCAUUCCAGGAUAUCCUUGACUAUGAGUACGACGACAUUGAAGACAUAUAUUGUCAGAAUUUUACUAUAAACAAAAAAACAGCAGAUGGCAACAUAAUUCAGCAGGAACUCAUUCCUGAUGGUAGCAAUAUACCUCUUCAAAAGCAUAAUAGAAAACAGUAUGUUGAUGCUGUGGUGGAUUAUAAGCUAAACAUAUCAGUGAAGAAACAAUUUGAAGCCUUUUCUAGAGGUUUCAGGAGCAUAUAUUCACUGCCAAUUGUGGACACAUUCCUACCUGAAGAACUAAGGGAUGUUAUCCAGGGGAACACCAAAUACGAGUGGGAGUUGCUGGAACAGAAUGCAAAAUACUGCGAUUACCAACAAACUGACAGAGCAGUCAGGAAUUUUUGGAAAGUCUUUGCAAGCUUACCAGAAGAGAAGAAAAAGCGGUUUCUUGUCUUUCUGUCAGGAACUGACAGAAUCCCAGCAGGAGGGAUUCGGAAUUACUGUAUUACGAUUUUGAAAAGCCGGACCAAUGAACCAGAUUCCUCGUAUCCUCGUGCCUACACCUGUAGCAAGACCUUGGACCUCCCCAACUAUAGCAGCAUCAAAAUAUUGAGCGAAAAGUUACUUCAUGCAAUUGAAUUCAGUGAAAAAUUCAAUGCACAACCACCCUAAUAUUUGCAGCCGGGGUUUUUAUUUAUUUAAUCUGAGCGAAGUUGGCGAUUAACUAAAGAAAUCUGACUCAAUACAAUAAAUUGCAUUUGUUUCAUUACAGCACAGAAAGCAUCCAGUACUCAUAUGGUGUUGCUGUACUUUAAAUCUCCUCUACUCAAAUGAAAAAUAUAUAGACCAUAGAAUAUAUAGAAUACAUAGAAUAUAUAGAAUAUAUAUAGAAUAAUAUAUAACAAGACUAGCAUUUAUUUCCUAAUCCUAAUAUCCCUCGAGAGGGUAAUGGCGAGACAACAAAGUGACUUCAUCGGCUAUUUGAAAGGGCAGCUUAAGAGUCAAACACAUUUCCUUAAGUCUAGAGCCACAUAUAGUCAAGACCCCAUAAAGGCAGCAGCUAUUUCUGAAUCACAAUCAUAGUCCACUAGUUUCACUUUUUAUCUUAUAUGUAUUUAAUUGAAUUUAGAAUUCUAGCUACUAUGGUGAGAUUUGAAGGUAUGUCUCUCAAAUGCAAGCCUUUGGAUGACUGGACGCUUCAUGCAAUCACUAAGUUUUUGUACCAUAUAUUCAGUCAUGUGCUGUACCUAGCUGUAGGAAUGACGCUAAUACAGCAGAACUGGUACGAAGGCCGGGGAUGGGGUAUAUAUUACAUACAUGUUGAGGAAGGUUUUGUGACUGCUAGUGGUAUGACCAAUGUUUACAUUAAUCCUCAUUAACAAAAAUGGAUGUGAUAACACAAUAAGUGGAGCAAACAUAUAAUCUAUUCUGAGAAAUUGAAGGGUGGGUCCUGCAGUUAUUACAAAUUGUAUCAAACAGAACCAGUACAACAACAUGUCAGAUAAAAUAACAUUGAAUGAACACCAAAGAGAUUGGCCUUUUAUUGUAUCCUGCCCAGGCCAACAUCUGCACUCAAAAUGAGCUGCCAUCCCAUCAUUCUUCAUGUAACUCUUAUCAGCAUAAUUAUUUGAGGCUGCCUAUUUCAUGUGUUUAUCAACACCAGCACUAUGACCAUCAAUUAAUUACCAUCCAUAUUAUUUGUCUCAGGUUUGUAAAUAAUUAGUUUAUGGAAUUCGAGUGUUGCUUGUCAAGGCCAACACAUAUUGCUGAUCUCUAAUUUUCCUGGAGAAGGCGGCAGUCAGCUGUUUCUUGAACCCCGCAUUCCAUUUCAUGUAGGUACACCCAUAGUGCCUGCCAUUAGGACAGGAGUCCAUCACGUCUGGUAGAGAGUUCCAAAUUCUCACCACUAUCUGGGUGGAGAAGCUUCUUCUGAGUUCUAUUUGAUUUCUUGAUGACAAUUUUAUAUUGAUGGACUUUAGCAAUUUUUUCCACAAAUGGAAACAAUCUGUACUUCAUCAAAACCUUUCAACAUCAAAAAGGCAGGCAUCAGGCAUCAUCUUUCAAGAAAAACAGUCACAGCCUGUUCAACCUUUACCAUUGAAAGUAGGGUCACAUUUUUUGCACUCUCUUUAGCUCGUUUAUAUACUAUUUUUAUAAUGUGACAGUACUGUACAGAUUUGUGAUUCUUAAUUUUUAAUAUUUUAAUACCUGACCACUUUUUUCUCCCAGAAUGUAAUGUCUCAGUUAUCUGGUGUGAAACUCAUUGCCAAUGAUACUCUCAUUCUGUAACUUUAUUCUGCAUGCUGUUAAUUGUUCAUUUGAAACACAUUUUUACCAAAGUUAUUUGAAGAAUCUGGAACAAUGCAUUGUUGUUACUAAUGCAUUGUGGAAUGUAAUUCUUUUCAUGUGUAAACAGCUAUUCAUAAAUUUAUUGCAAGAAUUAUAAUUAAAAUAAAUGCUUUGUUGACUUUUAUUCUGUA
Molecule: messenger RNA, 5018 nt
Organism: Rhincodon typus (whale shark)
Lineage: Eukaryota; Metazoa; Chordata; Chondrichthyes; Orectolobiformes; Rhincodontidae
Product: probable E3 ubiquitin-protein ligase HERC3
Exons: 24
Coding region: 181-3210 (1009 amino acids)
Biological process (GO): ubiquitin-dependent protein catabolic process; protein ubiquitination
Molecular function (GO): ubiquitin protein ligase activity
Source: RefSeq, a predicted model, not a curated record